Molecule: messenger RNA, 494 nt
Organism: Gossypium raimondii (Peruvian cotton)
Lineage: Eukaryota; Viridiplantae; Streptophyta; Magnoliopsida; Malvales; Malvaceae
Exons: 2
Coding region: 54-494 (146 amino acids)
Source: RefSeq, a predicted model, not a curated record
UUGGACGCCUUCAACUUUUUGACAUUACACAUAGGAAGAAAGAUGGAAACCCUAUGACUCCUGAAGCUGCAGAAAUUAUGGAAAAAUUAAAGGAUAAAAAGGCGGAGUACGAAGCGAUUGCUUCCAGUGAUAGUUCUGUUCAUAUUGACGACAUUGAUAACCGGAUUAUCACUGAAGUUUUGGGUCCUGAAAGGUAUGGUCGGGUUCGAUUUCAAGGAUCUUUUGUUAACCCAUCCCAAUAUUUUGGAUCUAGCUCGCAACAAUAUAUGCCUUCGAGGAGUCGAGCCGAAGCUGAAGUUCAGAGGUUAAGAGACCAGAUGGCUCAGAUGCAAGCGACAACAAUUGAGCAAAUUACACAACUUAAAGCGGAGGCAACAUCGAGAGAAGCUGAGGUUCAAAAAAGAUAUGAAGAACUCCAGCUACAACUGAAAGCGAGAUGCAGAAUGAGAGAAGCCGAGGUUCAACGAAGUAUGAAGAACUCCAGGCAGACUUAA